Molecule: messenger RNA, 5290 nt
Organism: Nomascus leucogenys (northern white-cheeked gibbon)
Lineage: Eukaryota; Metazoa; Chordata; Mammalia; Primates; Hylobatidae
Gene: NT5C1A
Product: 5'-nucleotidase, cytosolic IA
Biological process (GO): nucleotide metabolic process; adenosine metabolic process
Cellular component (GO): cytoplasm; cytosol
Molecular function (GO): nucleotide binding; magnesium ion binding; 5'-nucleotidase activity
Source: RefSeq, a predicted model, not a curated record
CCCAACCGGCCUCGGGCGUGGGUCGGUCGGGGAAGGAGAGCCCAGCUAUCCCUCAUACCGUACAGCAGUAGCAGCAGCAACGGCAGCGACACACGGACGACCGAGAGGGCGAGUGUGACCUCCCUCCGCCCGGCGGGCGGGGAGCCCAGCUCACACGCACAGCCUCCCCCCCGCUGCCCGCCCCCUUCCCUCGCCGGGACUCGCCUCCCUCCUGCAGCCCAGCCCCAGCCAGCUCCGCGUCUACGCCGCCGCCUGCUCUGGCCGGGCCAGGUCAGAGACGGAGCAUGGAACCUGGGGAGCCCCGGGAGCCCCAGGAGCCCCGCGAGCCCGGGCCAGGAGCGGAGACCGCUGCGGCCCCGGUCUGGGAGGAAGCCAAGAUUUUCUACGACAACCUCGCGCCCAAGAAGAAACCCAAAUCGCCCAAGCCUCAGAAUGCAGUCACCAUCGCUGUGUCCUCCCGAGCCUUGUUUCGCAUGGACGAGGAGCAGCGGAUCUAUACGGAGCAGGGCGUGGAGGAGUACGUGCGCUACCAGCUGGAACAUGAGAACGAGCCCUUCAGCCCCGGGCCAGCCUUCCCUUUCGUGAAGGCUCUGGAGGCCGUGAACAGGCGGCUGCGGGAGCUGUACCCCGAUAGUGAGGAUGUCUUCGACAUCGUCCUCAUGACAAACAACCAUGCUCAAGUGGGUGUCCGCCUCAUCAACAGUAUCAACCACUAUGAUCUGUUCAUCGAGAGGUUCUGCAUGACAGGUGGGAACAGCCCGAUCUGCUACCUCAAGGCCUAUCACACCAACCUCUACUUGUCAGCCGACGCGGAAAAAGUGCGAGAAGCCAUUGAUGAGGGGAUCGCAGCUGCCACCAUCUUCAGCCCCAGCAGGGACGUGGUUGUGUCCCAGAGUCAGCUGCGCGUGGCCUUCGAUGGGGACGCUGUGCUCUUCUCGGACGAGUCGGAGCGCAUCGUCAAGGCCCACGGGCUGGACCGAUUCUUCGAGCAUGAGAAGGCCCACGAGAACAAACCUCUGGCUCAGGGCCCCUUAAAGGGCUUUCUAGAGGCACUGGGUAGGUUGCAGAAGAAGUUCUACUCCAAAGGCCUGCGGCUGGAGUGCCCAAUUCGUACCUACUUGGUGACAGCACGCAGUGCAGCCAGUUCCGGGGCCCGGGCUCUCAAGACCCUGCGCAGCUGGGGCCUGGAGACAGAUGAAGCCUUGUUCCUCGCUGGAGCGCCCAAGGGCCCCCUCCUCGAGAAGAUCCGCCCACACAUCUUCUUUGAUGACCAGAUGUUCCAUGUGGCUGGGGCUCAGGAGAUGGGCACUGUGGCUGCCCAUGUGCCUUAUGGUGUGGCACAGACACCCCGGCGGACUGCACCUGCAAAGCAGGCCCCAUCUGCACAGUAGCUGAACCACCAGCUUUACUGAUCCACAUCGCUCCAGGUUCCCUGACAUACUUCGACACCUCUGGUAGAUCCCUCUAGUUUCUCACUGUUCUGUCCUUCUGCCUGUCUGCCCUCAUCCCUAUGAGUGAUGUACUUGUAGGAAAUUAUGCAGACGGGACUGGCAUUCUCAACAUCUCUCCUUUGGGGCAAAUUCUGUGCCAUGAUCCUGAGUAGGACAGUAGGACUGUGCAGAGUAGCUGGAUUGCAGGGGGGAAGUUAAUGGGUCUGAGAAAGGGAGGGUCGGAGAAGCCAGGAUUUCUCAAAAGUGACUUAGGAUGAAAACUAGCUCAAUGUGGUGUAAAGAACACUGCUAUGGAAGAGAGUGGAUCUGGCUUCUAAGCUCUGUCCUGGUAUUAACUGCAUGACUUUGAGUAAUCCCUCCCCUUCAUGGGCCCCAGUUUCCCCACCUUUUGGGCGGUUUUCAAGCUCCUUUUUAGCCAAAGAAGCUUGGUUCUUUAAGAUCGCCCUCUUAGAAGGAAGCAUUCUGUGUCAGUGCUGCUGCUGGUAUGUAUGGCACCUUUGUGCAAAUUACAAAAGAACACUGCCUAGGCGAAUGAAGAACAAAAAGACAUCCCUUCCUCUGGCCUGACCCAGUCCCAUGCUGGGGUACGCAGUUUAGCAGGAUAGAGGCUGGAUUUCAGCCCCCAUGUGUCCCCUCAGCUCAGAGGCCUUUGUCAAAUGGACAAAAUGCAAAAUCGCCCCCAGCGACUCUAUCUAUAAUUUUACACAUUUUGAAACCACUGGACAAGAUGACCUAUCUGCUCCUGUGAUUCUCUAACGUGAAUGGUCAUCAGGGCUCAGCCCAGGAAGCAAGGGGAGUGAAUUGGACAUGCAUACAGACUCUCCUCCAGCCAGCAGGGGGCACUGCAGGCUCUUCCUGGGGAGGAGCAUUAGUAGUUGCCUGCUUAGUGUUUCCUUUGCUCUUGCUUUGAGCCAAAGUUCAGUUGCUCUUUCCUGCCAAGACCCUCACUUCCACCACCCUCACUCCCCCAGUUAUUGCAUCCUGUUGAGCAGCUCUGCUGGUGGGGAACGGGACAGAGCAUGGGUGUCUACUGUUGUGGCCCCAAUUCUAGGGGAAGAAAGUGCAGUGGCUGAGGUAGGUGGUUGUCCGGGCUGAGCCCCAGGGUGAGGUGCUGCCUGGGGUGAAGUGGGAAGUGUCAGGAGGUCUGGUGUGGGACAGAAGGUACUGAGACAGUGACGCUUGGAGAGGAAGGAGCUGAAAUGUGCACUAGCAAAAUUCUCCAGCUAUGGGAUUGUGAGUGGAAGGCCAGUCAGAGGCUGCCUUUGGAGGUAAUGAGCUCUCCAUCAGUGGAUGCUGAGCAAGGGCUUCCAGGAUGAGAUGACCUCCCCAUGAAAUGCAUCAGCGGAUCCUCCACAUUUGCAGGCGUCCCUGCGGCCCCUUCUUCACCACUUUCAGAGGAGAACUCUCACUGCUUGAUGAGUCAGCCUCCUCCUGUGCUGAGCAUCCCUGGCUCUCUCCGGAGGGAGGGUGGAAGCACCAAUGGCUGGUCCCUAGGAAGACAGAAGGCGUGAGCAGACAUCUGUGUGUGGGCUGAUUGCCAGGCUUCUAGGAGGAAUCCUAGUCAUGAGCAAGCGCUUUGUAAAGAAAACCACAAGUAUCAUGAGAGGGGCAGAAGCCUGGAGGUGUGGUGGCAGGAAAUAGGGGAGGAGAGCACCCUGGGGUUUUUGAUCUUUGUCCUUCUGGGGAUUCAGCUCAGGGUCUGAAUGGGCACAGGUUCUGUGCAGUGUGGGGCAGGGUAAGAGAUGCAGAAAGAUAUUUCAGGAAGGAGAACAAAGUGAGAAGGCACAGGUGGUUCUCAAAAUGAGCAACGAUUUGGGCCAGAAGAGAAAGGCUGGGCUGGGCUUUUGCUGUCAUUGUCAGAGGUCUCCAUGAGGCUGGUCCCAGGGAGGAAGGGUAUGGCUGUGUGGAGUGACUGGGACAGACACCCACAGUGACUGCUUUAUCAGGGGACACUGGCAUUAUUGCCCCUAGAAGGGCAUGUGAUAAUGUCUUUGCACAAGGUCAUUUCCACUGCACAGCCAGGAUCCUUCUGGCUAACAGAGGAGGCCUUGGGGCGGAAGACCCGGGUUGUGUCUCUACUUCCAGAGCUCCAAGCCUAGACAGAGGUACUGUGAGGGCCAAGAACAACCUCAAGGAAACAAAAAAGAAGUGAAGGAGGGAGCUCAGCCCCUGAGUCUCCUUUAUUCUUGGCUGAACCGCAGAAAGUCCCUCUCCUUCUCACUCCCAGGGGUCAGAAUCACCCCCGUGGAAGAGCCUCCAAGGCUCACAGAACCAGUGACUGCAAGAAGCCUACAAGGCCGGGCACAGCCCAGGCUCACAGCGUGGCAACAGGCUGCCUGACCGGGGUGGACCUGUGCACUGGGGAUGACACCAGAUGUCACCUAAUUAAGAUAAACUGCAGGGAUUCUGGGACCUGUGUGGUCUUGCCCCCAGGGCCUGGUGAUGAACACCACUGAUGAUUCCAUAUCUCUCAGGAAGCAGGAAAAUAUGAUGCUGGAAGCAGAAAGAUAAGGUGCAGUAAAAGCCAUGGAUUUCACUGGAGCCAUCAUUAAUAGACACAGACAGCCCUGGGCAAUGGAGAAACACUAAGAGUCUAAAUUCUAUUAUUGAAAUCACAAAUGAGCAUCUCAGGCCUGGAAAAAAGCUUUCAGUCACUGGAAUAAAAAGCCAGAAAUCUGAGGGGCAGUCUUAGGCAGCAGUUACACGGGCCUUCUGAUUGUCUUAGAGGUGAGGAGGUGCCCAGGGAUGAGGAACAUUGAGUGUUGUUCACCAGGAAAUUUAAAAGCCAGGUGAACACCAAAGUCCCAGGCCUAACCAGGGAAUGCAGUACUGAGGCGGAGCAGCCACGGCUUCUGUAACACUGGACCCCUUUAGCUGAGAGCACAACUUCCCCAACAAGCCCUGCAGAACACUGGUUCCAGGAGAUGCCUGCCAGCAAAAUCCCAGAGCCAAUGGGACUGCUGCUUAGCAGAAAAAUGGAAGCCCUGUUACUAAGCACUGAGACUGCUCAGCCAGUUGCAAAACAUCCCCCUCUCCUAUCUGAGAGCCCAAUCAGAGUAGUGGGGAUAUAUCAGAAUGUGCCAGAGAAAAAUAGAAACUAGCAAGAAGUUCAAAGCCAAGAUGGAUUUGGCAUUAUAAUGACACUCAAUUGGUGUGCACCAGUACAGCCAAACUGAUGACUAAAAUCUUGAAAUACCUCCAUAGCAGUUGGUAAAUAAUGCUGCGCUGAGUCCCCUGAAUGUCUCUUCGUGGCCUCAGCUGACCUUUCCACUGUGAGCGCUCCAUUUUCCCACAAUGCAGCCUCUAGGAGGCUGCAGCGGCACUAUGGCCGGUGUCUACUCUGUUUUGUGGUGUCCUGGCCAUGCUGGUUUAGGGAGGUAAAGUAACUUGCCCAAAGCCAUAGAGCUAGUAAGUGGCAGUGCUGGGACUCAAACUCAUGUCCAUCUGAUUCUAGGACCCAGGUUUUCAACCAUUUUGUCAUACUGCUCAUACAUAUGCAUGGAGAUAGCCAGAAAAGCUCCAUUCUGAGGUCUUCACUAAAGGAGUUUACUUAUCCGACACUUAACAUGUUGAUUUCCUGCAUGGUGAAAUGCUGGAAUACAUUUGAGUGGGUGCUUUUAUUAUAGCUUCCUAAACAGCUACAAAUAAUUUAAAUUAGAGCCAAACAUUUGUGAACCCCCAGAAGCACUUCCAAACAAUCCCAAGUUCUGUGAAGACCCCUGUUUUGGGCUAAUGCAGAGUUUGGCAAACUCUGGGCCCACGGGCCAAAUCUGACCCAUCACCUGUUUUUGUAAAGAAACUUUGACUGGGGCCAGGCACGGUGGCUCAUGCCUGUAAUC